Messenger RNA from Helianthus annuus (common sunflower), 2225 nucleotides. Its product is annotated as probable inactive purple acid phosphatase 1. Gene Ontology annotation, molecular function: metal ion binding; acid phosphatase activity. The record is from RefSeq and is a predicted model, not a curated record. Bases 42 to 2039 code for a protein of 665 amino acids. The transcript is spliced from 13 exons. NCBI's taxonomy places the organism in Eukaryota, Viridiplantae, Streptophyta, Magnoliopsida, Asterales, Asteraceae.
CUUGAUAACUUGAAUAUGAACAUGAUAAAGGGUGUCUGAUUAUGAACCGUUCUAAGUUCACCUGCAAGAAUCGGGAGAAAAUCCGAUUGAAAGAAUUUCUACAAAAAAGCUACAUGUACUCAACAUCGUUUGACUUUAUGGCAUUGCAGUUGUGGCCCUAUGAUAGAUCGCAGCCAUUCAUAAUCCAUAUGGUUUAUUUCACCAAUUUCAGUUUGACUUUUGCUCACUUGUGUUCUCAUUUCAUUUAUGCGCUACAACAGGUAAAUGUAGGUGGGUUCAGUUUGCUUGUAGUCCUAUGGAGUUUAAUAAGCCUCCAAAGUGUUGUAUCACACCCUUUUGCUAGAAUUGCAAUAGACAAGACUGUAUUGGCUGUGAGUGACGCUGCUGCCUUUGUUGAGGUCUCUCCUUCAGUUCUUGGAUCAAGGGGGCAAAGUUCUGAAUGGGUGAAUGUUAACAUAAGCAAUCCACAUCCUACUGAUGUUAAUGACUGGAUUGGAGUAUUCUCCCCUUCCAAUUUCAGUGCAUCGACCUGUGCCGCUGAAAAUCCUAGAGUCGUUUCACCGUUGUUGUGCACCGCACCUAUCAAGUAUAAAUAUGUACGAUAUGGAAAUCCAAACUACAAAUAUACAGGAAAGGCGAUAUUGAAGCUCCAAUUGAUUAACCAAAGAUCAGAUUUCUCUUUUGCACUAUUUACAGGCGGAUUAUCGAAGCCGAAGCUAAUCACCGUAUCAAAUACGAUUGCUUUUGCAAACCCGAAGUCACCAAAUUACCCCCGCCUUGCUCAAGGGAAGCUGUGGAAUGUGACGACUGUAACAUGGACCAGUGGAUAUUCCAUAAGGGAAUCUGAACCUUUUGUUGAAUGGGGUAAACAAGGUGAAAAGCAGAGGCGUUCGACUGCUAAAACUCUGACGUUCAAUCGUAACAGCAUGUGUGGUGCACCGGCAAAAACAGUAGGUUGGCGUGAUCCUGGAUACUUUCAUACAAGUUUCUUGACUGGACUUUGGCCUAACUCAUUGUAUACAUACAAACUGGGACAUAAGUUGUCUAACAAUACCGUCAUUUGGAGCCAGGUGUAUGAGUUUAAAUCCUCUCCUUACCCUGGUCAAAGUUCUCUACAACGUGUUAUCAUUUUCGGUGAUAUGGGAAAGGAUGAGGCUGAUGGGUCGAAUGAGUACAAUCAGUUUCAACGUGGGUCCCUUAAUACUACCCGGCAGCUUGUUGAAGAUUUGAAGAACAUUGAAUUAGUAUUUCACAUUGGAGAUCUUUCUUAUGCAAAUGGAUACCUUUCUCAGUGGGAUCAGUUUACUUCCCAAAUCGAGCCAAUUGCUUCGUAUGCACCUUAUAUGAUAGCCAGCGGUAAUCAUGAACGCGAUUGGCCCAACUCGGGAUCUUUUUAUGAAAACUAUGAUUCCGGGGGAGAGUGUGGUGUUGUCGCCGAAACUAUGUUUUACGUUCCCUCACAGAACAAAACAAAGUUGUGGUACUAUGUAGAUUAUGGAAUGUUCAGAUUCUGUAUUGCUGACUCAGAAAAUGAUUGGAGGGAAGGAAGUGAGCAGUACAAGUUCAUUGAGGACUGUUUGUCAUCUGUGAAUAGACAAAAACAACCAUGGCUCGUUUUUCUUGCUCAUCGCGUAUUGGGAUACUCUUCUUCGUUGUUUUAUUAUAUUCAAGGGUGUGCAGAACCUAUGGCGAGGGAGAGCCUCGAGAACCUAUGGCGAAAGUAUAAUGUUGAUAUUGCCAUUUUCGGUCAUGCACAUAAUUAUGAAAGAACUUGUCCUAUUUAUCAGAGUAAAUGCAUGAACAAUGAAAGUAAGGAGUACUCGGGGAGCUUGAAUGGGACGAUUCAUGUGGUUGCGGGGGGUGGAGGUGCGAGCCUUUCGGAGUUUGCUCCUAUUAACACAACAUGGAGUGUGUUUAGAGAUUAUGACUAUGGGUUUCUAAAAUUAACGGCGUUUAAUCAUUCAAAGCUUUUGUUUGAGUACAAGAAGAGUAGAGAUGGGAAAGUGUAUGAUUCCUUCACAAUUUCCAGGGGAUCAUAAAGAGUUCUUCAUCCUGCACAAUGUUAAUGGAUCAAGGAAAUGAAGUUGAUGACUUUUUUUGCAUGUGUAUUUUGUCCAAUUUGGGUUUAUAUAAGAGACUUUGAGUUGUUGUGCAUUGCCUAUUGAAAACAAAUGAAUCCAAAGGUGAUGACUGCCAUGAAAGGAAUAUAACCUGUUAUUUAUCCA